UUAGCCUUCUUUGAAUUGUUCUUUGCUUGAGCUGGUUCAUCCAUGGAGAAUCAUGACAAGAGUACUGCGAGAGUAAUUGGGAAAGAUGAACAAGAAGAAGAGGUCAAGAUGGAGAAGUUUUUUGCUCUGAUGCGAAGCUUUAGAGAGGCGCGUAAUUACUACAGAAGAAAGGAACUGAACGAGUUGGAGAAGAAGAGGAAGAGCAACAAGAAGAUGAAGAUGAUGGGUGGUGGAGAUCAUCAGCAGCAGCAAUCGAGUUGCUGGGUUCCUAAGUUCGAGAAAGAGGAUUUUACCAAUGAGGUUGAGUUUAGAAGGCCUCCUCUUGUCUUUCCGGCUCCCUGUAGCAAAGAGAAUGCCAAGAAAGGUGAAGGAGAGGAUGGUCUGGACCUCAAACUCACCCUCUGAAGUCUAAUGGCGUCGCUCUGUGUAUUCAGACUUCUUGUUUUUUUUUUUUUUUUGGUUUGUAAUCGUCAGAUGUAAUUAUUUUGAAGUUGAAAAUGAUUGUAAAAUGUU
Molecule: messenger RNA, 513 nt
Organism: Alnus glutinosa
Lineage: Eukaryota; Viridiplantae; Streptophyta; Magnoliopsida; Fagales; Betulaceae
Product: protein NIM1-INTERACTING 1
Exons: 1
Coding region: 43-405 (120 amino acids)
Biological process (GO): regulation of systemic acquired resistance
Source: RefSeq, a predicted model, not a curated record